Exophiala dermatitidis NIH/UT8656 is the source of this 832-nucleotide messenger RNA. RefSeq lists its product as uncharacterized. The record is from RefSeq and is a predicted model, not a curated record. The transcript has a single exon. Lineage: Eukaryota; Fungi; Ascomycota; Eurotiomycetes; Chaetothyriales; Herpotrichiellaceae. Bases 304 to 798 code for a protein of 164 amino acids.
CACUUCUAGUAGCAGGUGCAGCUGGUCCUCACCUCAGUCUUCUACCAGUUUUCCAGAAGAUCACCGGCGUUUUCCCGUGAUCCAGCCUACCAUUGUAUGGUCUUGCCAAAUGUCUGAGCAGUACUACUAUGUCCGCAAAGCUACCAAUUUUGAACAGCCAUCUAUGACCCAUCUCGUCGACAAUGACGAGCACACCUAUGCUGAAGCUGACCAUCCUCCGCUUCGUCCCAGUGAUGUAUCCGCUGGAAAACCACGGCGCUGACAUGAGGCCUAGCUAGCACGCCCUUCCUCAACCCUCGCUCAAUGGGAAUGCGAGAUGCUCGCCACCAAUGCCCACAAAAGCGUCUGCACCCAUCCUCUGCCGCUGGUGGAAUUCUGAAACUCUGCAUCCUGCCUGGGCCAAAGCAUCCUACUGGACAAGAGCAGGAAUGCGUAUCCGGCUCCCGCCCAACGCGUUCAUUUGGGCUUUGUGUUGUGGUCCACCGUCACGAUCCUAGUUCCGCUUGGGCUGCGUCUAGCUGGAUUCCUACUGUGACCGCCUUUGUUCCAGGGAAUACUCAUACACCCUGGAAAGCAAAAAAGGAGGCACUGCUUGCCACGUUGUCUCAUAAUAUUUUGCCAGUGAUCCUUGACGGCCAGGGAGAAUUCAUCGUAUCAUCGUGUCAACUGCAACGUGGCCGUCCUGGCAGUUGGCAUUACUUUUACAGGCUGCCUCAGCGGUUGUCUGACUGCACACCAUGUUUAACCCGUAUUCUCGGCGUCACGAGCCCAUGCAAUGUUUGCCCUGCAAGCGAAUGAUCCUGGCAUCUUGUGGUAAAAGCGACGUAGUCAA